Messenger RNA from Sinocyclocheilus grahami, 367 nucleotides. RefSeq names its product 11-cis retinol dehydrogenase-like. The transcript is spliced from 3 exons. Gene Ontology annotation, biological process: steroid metabolic process. Lineage: Eukaryota; Metazoa; Chordata; Actinopteri; Cypriniformes; Cyprinidae. The coding region runs from base 35 to 367 and encodes 110 amino acids. The record is from RefSeq and is a predicted model, not a curated record. Gene Ontology annotation, cellular component: intracellular membrane-bounded organelle. Gene Ontology annotation, molecular function: oxidoreductase activity.
UGCACAAGUCAUGGUACGUUAGUCAAUUCUGAACAUGAUCAGGAGAGAUAUGAUGCACUUUGGAGUGAACGGAAGUAUCACUGAACCAGGCUUCUUCAAAACACAAGUAACAGAUCUGAGCCUCACUGAAGAUGAUCUGAAGAAAUGGUGGAGCAACCUCCCAACAGAGGUCAGGAGAGCCUACGGAGACUCAUACCUGCAUGACUAUAUAAAUUUGCAGGAGUUCUCCAUGAAGAUUCUGGCCAGUAGUGACCUUUCCAAAGUGACGUCAUGCAUGCCACAUGCCAUGCUGUACGCAACAAUUUUUACACAGCCCUCCAUCUUGAAAAACAAUUCUGCUGCUUUGCAAAAAAAAAAAAAGGCCUAA